This is a messenger RNA of Suricata suricatta (meerkat), 2468 nucleotides long. It is a transcript of the gene TMEM229A, whose product is annotated as transmembrane protein 229A. NCBI's taxonomy places the organism in Eukaryota, Metazoa, Chordata, Mammalia, Carnivora, Herpestidae. The transcript is spliced from 3 exons. The coding region runs from base 1 to 1545 and encodes 514 amino acids. The record is from RefSeq and is a predicted model, not a curated record.
AUGACGAGGAAGAAUAGUCAGAGAGAAGCAACAUGGCUGGCUUUGGAGAUGGAGGAAGAUGCCAAAAAUGUGGCCAAAGCCUCCAGCACCACUGGCGACCUGGGUGCAGAGCUGGGGGAAGGGGGCGGAGAAGCAGGGCCCGGCCUUCACCUCCAGCGGACCCCCGCGGGAUCUACUCGGAGGGUGAGGUGGGGAGAGGGCACUGCGAGGCGGGAGAGGUCGAGACAGGCGGAGGGGGGCCUGGGGCGGGCCGGGGGAAGGGGCGUCACUGCUCGCUUUACGCCUCAAGAGCCCGCAGCAGAGGCGGCGGGGCUGAGCCGCGGAGGAGAUGGGGUUUGCAGCAGCCUCCGCAUUUCCCCUGGCAGCCCCAGCGCCACCGCCCCUCGCCCGGCCCCGGCGCGCGUUAGGCCGCGCACAGUGAGCGCGGGCGCCGGCCGGCUGCACCUCACCCGGGACUGGAGGGCAGGGCGCCGUGGGGCCGCGGCGGGGGUACUCCGCGAGCCAGGCGAGGCGGCCGCCGGCGCCCCGGAGCCGCUGUCCACUGCUGAAGCGCCGGCGGCCGCCGCUGCGCUGCCCGCCUGGAUGCGCCUCUAUUUCUACGGGAUGCACGGGAUCACCCUGGACGUGCUCGUGUCCUCGGUUCGGCGCUUCGCUAGCAGCCCGGACCUCCGGAUGCUGGGCUUCUCCUCGCCCUACCGCUGCCUGCUGCACUCGCUCACCCACUUAGCCCUGGAGAAGGUCUACCUGCAGCAGCGGCGCUGCCCCAGCGCCUUCCUCUUCAAUUUUCUCGUCUACCCCUCGGCCCACGUGGCGCUGCAGACCCUGGCGGGUCCGGCGCCGCUGCUCGGCCUGCGCAGCGGACCGGGGAGCCGCGCGGCGCCGGGGACACUGGACCUAGCGCUGCAGUACGUGCUGGCGCUCUACCACUGCCAUGUGUUCCUGAAGCGCUUCCUGCGCUUGCGGUACCGGCGGCAGCCAGAGCCGCAGCAGCACCAGCGGCACUGGCCCGGCGCGCCCCCCGCCCCUCUGGGCGCCCCGGCCCCUGCGGUUGCAGGUGGCCGGAGGCGACUACCCCGAGACUCUCGAGGCGUCGGAGGAGCCUCCAGUCACGGGCUGCCGGACCUACUCCGCUUUCUUUUCUUCGGAAUGCACGGCUUUUUGGAUGAGAUCUUCUUCACUUUCUUCUUUAACUUACUGGGGCAGGGAGACGGGGCCACCAGCGGCCACACGUCGCUCUGGUCCUUCUUUAUGUAUGGCAGCUGCAGUUUUGUGGUGGAAAAGCUCUACUUCCACCUGCACUACAGUCGUGGCUGGAACACUUGGAAGCGGGUGCCCAUCUACGUGAUCUUCAUCUAUGUGUGGGAGUUGUCCUGGGGUCUGGGACUGCGCACGUGCGGCGCUUGUUCCUGGGACUAUUCUCACUACCCGCUCAAUUUCAUGGGCCUCAUCACCCUGAUGUAUUUACCCGGUUGGAUAUUCCUUAGUGUGUACCAGGACCUCCUUUCCAACGUGUUGUGGCGGGUGCAGUACGUACCAACUAAAUAAGACCCCCCCCCCAAAAUCGCUGGAUUCCCACGAACCAAAUCGAUUUAUUUUUACACAUUUAAAACAGAGUGGGUAUUUUAGCCUUUUAAUUUUUAUACGUUUUACUAAAUUCUUCCAAUAUGUUUUAUUGGACCUUUUAGUUUUUAUGACACUUUGGGACCUAUGCAUAAUACAAUAUUUUGAAGUAUUACUCAAAACAUAAAGUACUUGUCAAUAUUUAAACCCCCUUAGGAGCUUAUAUAGCAAAACCGUUAGACCUUAACGUCAGAAGCUGUAGUAUAUUCACUUUUUGGGGCGUGGGUGGGUGAUAACUACUAAUCUUUUUUUUAAGUGAGGAGGUUAUUCAAAUCAGAAAUUCAUGAUCUCUACAAGAUUUGGUGAAAUCUUCUGAUUUAAUGAUUUGUUGACUUUCCUGUUUAAUCCAAGUUCAUUUUAAUUCCUUGCCGUAUUUAUUAAUCACUGCGGAAACUCAGUAUCUUGUAUGCCUAAAACUACAGUCAGACUACAGGCUCUUAAAGUGCCUCCCUCUAGUACAUAAGUGAAAAGAAACUGACAAAUGUGAAAACACAUCCUAAGGAUACAUUUUUAAACUCAGACAGGUGACACUGUGUUAAGAUAUUUGAUCUCCAUCCUGGAAAUCAUUGUUUUCCAAUGUGGAUUAGCCUUAAAUGCCCAGUGUGUUGACAUUGAUCAGAUCCUGUGUGUUAUCUAUGGCUGUAAAUUUUGUUGUAAAACGUCUACUUGUAUGCCCAAAGGCCAAGCAAAGUUGUACCACCCAAUAGUGUUCUAACCCUAUGGACUCUUUCUACAUGGAACUUCAAGAAUAGAAACGGUUCCUUGGAAUAAAAUGAACCUGAAUGUUCAUUAUACUUGCCUUUGGCCUAAUUGGUUUACCAUGAAUACAGAUAUGUGUUUUCAGCGUA